Molecule: messenger RNA, 2390 nt
Organism: Sodiomyces alkalinus F11
Lineage: Eukaryota; Fungi; Ascomycota; Sordariomycetes; Glomerellales; Plectosphaerellaceae
Product: phosphate transporter
Exons: 5
Coding region: 341-2113 (590 amino acids)
Biological process (GO): phosphate ion transmembrane transport
Cellular component (GO): membrane
Source: RefSeq, a predicted model, not a curated record
CGUCUAGCAGAACUCGUGCACUCCACGAGGUCCUCGGACUGGUUCAAACCUUUGGAUCUUGGGUCUGGUCCUCGAGAUGGGGUCUCGCCGUGGAAAGAGAAUCUGCACGUGCUCCGUCCCUCUGCCAUGCAACCUAACCUAGCCCAAACCCAUGCCACCCUAUAUAUAUAUAUAUAACCUCUGGAGCUCCUCCUUUGUUGUCGUCUUGUCGGACUGUCCCUCCCAAGUCAAGCGAAUCACUCGACCUGUCACCUCAUCCAGCACUGAGCAGGCCUCGCUCCCCAGCUUGAAUAGUACGACACCUGGCCGGACCGUGCACGAGGGGCCCCUAGUUGUCACAAUGGCCCUUCAUCAGUACGAUUACAUCCUGGCCUUUGGCUUCAUCUUCGCGUUCUUGGACGCGUGGAACAUCGGUGCCAACGAUGUCGCCAACUGCUGGGCUACCUCGGUCUCCUCUAGGUCCGUCUCCUACAUUCAGGCCAUGACCAUUGGUGCUAUCCUCGAAUUUGCUGGUUCCGUCGGUGUCGGCGCCCGUGUCGCCGAUACUAUCCGCACGAAGGUCGUCGAUAUCGACAUGUACGAAGACAACCCCGCCAUGCUCAUGCUCGGCAUGGUUUGUGCUAUCACCGCGUCCUCCAUUUACCUCACCAUCUGCACGAGGCUUGGUCUGCCUGUGUCUACGACCCACACCAUCAUGGGCGGUGUUAUCGGUAUGGGUGUCGCAACCCUCGGUGCUGACGGUGUUAUCUGGGCCGAUCUUGACAAAGGUAUCAACGGCGGUGUAAUCCAGGUCUUCCUGGCCUGGAUCAUCGCUCCCGGCCUCGCGGGUGCCUUCGGUGCCGUCAUCUUCACUAUCACCAAGUACCUCGUCAUGGUCCGGAACAACCCCGUGGCCAGGGGUCUCAUCACCGUGCCCAUCUACUUCGGUAUCACUGCUUCCCUUUGCACCAUGUUGCUCAUCUGGAAGGGUGGUUCCAUCAACCCCGACUUCAACGACGCGCAGCAGGCCGGCCUUAUCGUUGGCGUUGGUGCUGCUGUCGCCCUCGUUGCGGGUCUUUUCCUCGUCCCCUGGAUGUACCGUGUCGUGAUCAAGGACGACUGGUCCCUCCGCUGGUGGCACAUUGCCCUGGGUCCUCUGCUGCUCCGCCGUCCCGAGCCUGGCCCCCAGCCCGAGGGUGCGCGCGGUGGUAUCAAGGACUUCUACGAGGGUCAUCUGACCAAGGAGGAGCUCGACGCCCUCCGUGCCGGUGGCGCCCACGCCAGCGAUGAGGAGGCCAAUGCCGACGGCGAGAAGAAGAAGAUCGACACCCAGGUGUUUUCUGCCGAUGCCGACUCCCAGAACGCUGCUGCUGCCGCCGACGCUGUUCGCCGCGAGGCCAUGUACACCGUCGAGGAGAAGCCCAAGACCGGUAUCGUAGGUCCCAAACCCGACGGCUCGUUCUUCAGUGGCCCCGUUCUCUUCUGGCGUCUCAAGUGGCUCUUCCUUUCUGGCGUGGACCGGGACAUUAUCAAGAUGCAGAAGCGUCGCAACGCCCUCUCCGGCGACCUUGACGAGGUCCACUCUCACGCCGCCCACUACGACAACCGUGCCGAGUACCUCUACUCCUUCCUACAGGUCCUCACUGCUUCCGUUGCCUCUUUCACACACGGCGCCAACGACGUCGCCAACGCCAUCGGCCCCUUCGCUACCAUUUACGAGAUCUGGAGGACUGGUACCAUUGCGGGAUCCAAGUCGCCCGUUCCUAUUUGGAUUCUCGUCUACGGUGGUGCCGGUAUCACGAUUGGUCUCUGGACGUACGGCUAUAACGUCAUGCGUAACCUCGGUAACCGCCUGACCCUCCACUCGCCUUCUCGUGGUUUCUCCAUGGAGCUCGGCUCUACCGUGACCAUCAUUCUCGCCACCAAGCUGCAGCUCCCCGUCUCCACCACGCAGUGCAUCACUGGUGCUAUUGUUGGCGUCGGUCUCUGCUCCGGUACUUGGCGCUCCAUUAACUGGCGCAUGGUAGCCUGGAUUUACGCCGGUUGGAUCUUCACCCUUCCCGUUGCCGGGACCUUCGCGGGCUGCCUUGUCGCUAUCAUCAUCAACGCUCCUCGCUGGGGCCUGGCUAUGUAAAGGCGCCGACAUUGCCCUCAGACUCUCAGUUGGGUUGCUUCGGGCCUUUUUUCCUUUACUGUUUGCGAGUGCUAGGGAACAUGUCUCGAUACCCCCAACACUUGGCAUGCAAUCUCUACUCUCUCCUUUCACCACAUGCAUCCAUUCGUCUUCUCGUACUGGCAUCCCAGGAUAUCGGAGUAUAAUAUAGCCUUGACUUUAUAGACUGUCAUUCGGUGCAACGUCGACGCAAUACCCAGUGCACAUUUUGAUAUCCUCCCAGAAUUCAAACAUACCA